This is a messenger RNA of Didymodactylos carnosus, 13497 nucleotides long. Lineage: Eukaryota; Metazoa; Rotifera; Eurotatoria; Philodinida; Philodinidae. The record is from the annotation of a GenBank genome assembly.
AUGACAGUACAGGAAACUGAUACUGAUUUUUAUGCUCUUUACGAUUCUGGCAUGGGCGAUGAUUUUAAAAUUCAGAUGUUACUGCCAAAUGAUGUAAAAUGCGAGUUUGAUGUAGUAGCAAGCAUUCCACUGAAUAUGAGCAAAGAUUACCCAUUUGUCUCAAAAUUUUAUCAUUAUAAACUGAAAUCGGGCUAUUCGAAAUCACCGAGUUUCCCAUAUCUUUGCCAAUAUUUUAUGCGUGUGUCACAAUCGAAAUCGUAUCAACCAACAUAUCAUUUUGAAGACAAAACAGAGCGCAUGCUUGAUACCAGGCAACAUUGUUACUACAUAUUUUCCUUACAUUUUGAAAAAUCUGGGUGGAGCCAUCUGUCCACCUGUCCGGGUGAAAGUGUUCCAUUAUUCCAUCAGUUAUGGCGAUUCACAUAUUUAAUAAUAGUGAUGAAUAAAUUGAACACAUUCAGUUCAUUUAUCACACAAUUUCUACAACAGAGCAAGGAAUAUAUUGACUAUAAUGAUAUGACAAAAAUUUUUAAGCAAUGUUUGAAAAAUAUAUGUUUAAUUCAAGACGAAAUUUCUAGUAAUCCAAAUGCGAUCAGUGCACUCAUCUGUAUGUUUGGAUUAAUGGAAAUAAAUACAUCAAAUAUUACACCGGUUUGUGAAGAGGCAAAAAGUUUAAUAACUAAAGUUCUACGUGCAUUUCUCACACAUAUGGAUAGUGUACUUGAACAAUAUCGAGAUCAUAUCGAUUGUGGUUUGAUUAAUUUGUUGUUUAUUGAAAUUUUGACAAAGGAUAUUGACGCCGAUAUUGAUACUAUAUCAAUAUUACGUAAAAUACCGAUUCGCCAACAUGAUAUUGUAGAGCGAUUGAUUCAAAAAUUAUUCAAUAAUAAACCGUUGAUUAAACGAGAAAACUGGUUGGAAUUAUUUACAUUGAAAAAAGACAAAAUAGUUCCCAUUGAAUGUCUACCAAUGAUUGCUACAUUGAAAGAUUAUAUGACAUAUGUCACCUCGAUCGUAUCGCAGGAACAGGAUAAAAAUACAGAAGAAAAUUUAAGAAUGGAAUUAUCAUUGACAUUUAAUGAUUUAUUAAGUAAACGUCAGCUUGAAAUUAAUUGUCGGAGUAUUAUUUAUAUACUGAAAGCAUUAUACGAACAGAUCAACGAUUCGUUGAUUGCACGCAUCAAUCACUACGUAUUUGAAAGUAGUGAAGAAUUACGAAUACAAAUACAAAAUUAUCUUAUUUCAUCUGAAGCGUUCAGUCUUGAGCCGGAUGAAAUUAAUGAUUUAUUUCGAUAUUAUAAUCCAUAUAUAUUAGAAAAAGUCGAUGAUAAAACUACAUAUCUUGUCAGACAUUUGAACAGAACAUCAACAGCUAAGAGUAAUAGAACAAUUGAAUUUUAUAUCAAAUGGUUUGAAAAUUUCAUAUGUGAUCAACAUUAUACGCAAACCACACAAGAAUUUGAAAACUUUCAACGUUUAUUUGAUGCAUGGCUACAACAGAUUAAACAAAAUUCAUCAUCAUUCGAUAAUGUUCUAAAAUCUAUUGAUCAAUUAUUAAAUAAACUUUCUUGUUCUGAUAAACGAAUGAUAUAUGUUGUAGAAUCAAUACUGACACUCUGUUUUGAAUCGAAAAAAAUGGAAGUAAGCUCAAUGAAUAUCAUAUGUGAACAUGUAAAAAAUAAUAAUUUUCUAAAUGAAUACAAGAUAAUAUAUAUGAAAACUAUUAUUGAGCCAAAUAUUAAUAAACUGAAACAAAUGAGUAUCGAUAAUCCAUUGUAUGAACUUCUACAAAAUUACAAGAUAAAAUCUAAUGACAUAUUGAAACAGCUCAUUGAAUUAUGCAUAAAGAAAAUCACACUUGAUAAACAUUAUGUAACAAAUGAUAUACUCGUGGCUGAUCGACAGUCGUUCGUUUCUACGAUUUUAUUUGAACCAUGCUUCAAAGGAACAACAGUUUAUCAAACCAUCAUCAAUCUACUUCUCGAACAGCUGAACACAUGGGUAAAGGAUGGUUUAAAGUAUGAAGAUUUGCAAAGAGUGUCACGGUAUAAUGAUAAUCAAAAAGUAAAUUUCACCAAAAUUUGGGAUGAUGUUAAUUUGUAUGCGAAGGACAAAACUGACGUUACCCAGUUGAUUAAAAGUACUGUUAAAGAAAUGGAUGAUAAAAUAAAAAUAAUCGAUGUAAUUGAUGUAUGCCUCAAGCAAUACUGUUCCAAUUCAAGUGAUAUUGAUGCAUACAAAUUGGCCUUGAAUGAUGUAACCAAAAAGAUCAAUGACGAACCGAUUCGAUCAGUUAAAAUUUCCGAUUGUUUAUUGCAAAUACUACCAUUUGCUAUUGAAAUUAUCCCGUAUGUAAAAUCCACGACGUGGCACCGAUAUCAACGUAAAAAUUCUAUUAAUCAAUCAACAUGUCUCACCGAUAUGAUUGCGAUAAGAAAUUUGUUUAAAAGAUUUCAUGAUGAACUUGAAAAGGUCUCAUUCCAGUGGCAAACCAUGACCUUGGAGCAAAUUGUUAGACAAUUUGAAACCAUCGGCUCGUCAAUUGAUACUGAAUUAAAUCUACUGAAAACACUCAUACCAUCUUUGGGAUUCAGCCCAAUAAUACACUAUUGGAAAGAGCGAGAUUACAACAAUAAAGUGUGUCAUGGAUGUUUAAUAAUCAUCUCUUUCUAUCAGCUAUCCGAUAAAGAAAAUGAUUAUUAUCUCACUGUGUUCAAUAACCUUUUGUCAUUGACUGAACAAACUACUGGUGAAUUAUGUUAUCAAUACUAUCAAGACUACUGUGAUAAAUUUUCCUCCCAACAUACAAAACUACUUCUUGACCUAUGUGCACGAUAUUAUACUGCCAAUGAAUUGAUCAAUUUUCUAUCGAAUCGAACAGAAAAUGAUAUGAACAAUUUGCGAGAGGGUGCUAAUGAUAACGAUGACACAAUGAUCACAGCGGAAAAUGUCGGUGAUUUUGAACUGUUACAUUCGUUUCUUCAUCGUAUGAAACAAUCUAAUAUUCUCACAUUCGAUGAUUUCAUUCAAACAGCCUUACCAUUAGUCCACACUGACCGUACCAUUGUACAGAAACUUGGAGCCUGUACCUCACUUCUGUCUGGUCUUCAACAAUUGUUUCUGGAAUUGACAGACAAACAAGAGUCGAAACGUCGGAUAAUCUUUCUCAUUGUUGCACAAUCAUCCAUUCAAUUUGAGAAGACGUCACAAAAGAAUAUUGAUGUUUGUAUCAAUGCUGUUGCAAAAUCAUCGUCGUCUAAUGAUAACAGUUUCAAUUAUCUGGAAAUAUGUGAAUUACGUGAUCGUGCACGACUGAUCGAAUAUUCCAAUAAUCAACAAAUGAAACCGACAACGGAAAUGAAUAAAGAUUUGGAAAUAAAAAUGUUACAUGAUUUUGUUCAAUUUGUCAAUGUUAUUGAAGAACUCUUAAAACAGUUGAAUGAAUUAGCUAUGAUGGGUUAUCCAACUGUUGAACAAUUGUGCAAUAGAGUAUUUGAAUGUGUCAAAUGUAACUAUUCAGAACUCGAACAAUUUUCGUUCAGCACUUACGAGAUUCUUGGCAAAUGGAAAGGAAAAGUAAACGAAAUAUAUAGAGUGUAUCCUAAUUUAACCUAUUUUUUCGGUAUACAAUUCUGGAUACUGGAAGAAUACUUAUCACAGAUGCGUACAUUGGACGAAAAACAUCCUGGUUAUCAUCUACUGAAAUAUCUUGGAAAUCCAAAUUUAUUUUACUAUCCGGCUUCGAUUCUCAACAAAAGUUUGAAUGCUGAAGAACGUUUGGAAAAUGUGGGUAAAACAAUUACCGAUCCACAAUUCGAUUCAAAACAACAACAAACGAGCAUUACUCUAGCGACCAAAAAGAUUCUUAUUGUUGAAACAUCCAAUCAAGGCCUUUAUCGUGGCAUCAUAUCGUUGGCUCGUAGUAACAUCGACACAUUGCGAAUGAAUCAAUUAUUAUUUUGUACGACCGAUACAACUUGGAUUGAAAUUCAAUCAUUCAUCUAUCGUUGCAUGUAUUCCACAUGCGAUUUUCUGUAUCAAAUUGUUCAACCAGAACUGUUAUCAUUUUACAUUCAAGAUCAGGCGUGUCGUCUUAUUAAAGAAUUAAUGGAAGAAGAUGAUACUAAACAAUUUCAUUUAGCACUUAUCACAACCGAUAUUCGUAUCCAUUUGGUAAAUGGUCUCAUUUAUACAGACACAGCAAAAUUUGUACACGAUACCGAACUAAUCAAUGAAAACCAAUUAACGGAACUUAUUCGACGAAAAGUGAAACAUUGUCAAGUUUAUUCAUCGAAAAUAACUGGACAAGGUAAGACAGAAACAAUACAAAAGUUUAUUCAUCAAUUGGGAAAGAAUUGUGUGAAAUUUCCAUUGUCUGGAGAUUUGAAUCUGGAUCAGAUUGCCAGACGUUUGCUCAAUUAUGGACCCGUAUUGAAAACUUUCGCCAUCCAUUUCGAUGUUGGUGUGGUCAAUGAUAUUAAUCUGUUGAACAAAGUGUUAUUUUCAUUGUGUUUUCUUCGUAGUUAUUGUUUUUCAGACACAUAUAUUCACAUACCCGAUGAAACUAUGUUGUGUUUCGAAUUAGAUUCAUUUUAUUAUGAAAAUGAACAAUAUGAAAUCAUUCUAUUUAAAUAUCUGACAGAUACGGUCACAGUCAAAUUCGAUUUGAAUGAAAUAAUUUUGAAUCCAAAAAUAGAGUUUGUCGCCAAAUAUUUAAGUGCAAUUGAAAAUAAAACCAUUCAACAUAAAGAUAUAAAUUUAGAGGAUGUUGAUACGAUUGAUAAACACACUUGCAUACGACUGUUGAGAACCUAUUUUCUCAAAGAUAAAAAUAAAAACUAUCUCACGUGGACACAGUUGCAUAUAUUUAUAUCCGUGUUUUAUACGUUAUUCAAUGGAUUUUCAAAAUGUGGUUACUUUCUCGUUGAUCUAAUACCCACACGAAAUCUAAGAAUGGAUAUUGUGAUGGCAUUGGUACAAUCAGCCAAUCAAUUUACUAUAAUGUCUGUUGAAAAUGUUCGUAAACGACAACAGAAUCCAUUGUUACAAUACUCCAAUGAAACGCUGACAGAUACAAUUGUCCGCUGGUCGGAAACACAGCCGUUUACACUAGUAUUCACUGAUACGCAUGACCCGAUCUUUGUUUAUAAAACAUUGAACGAUGUUCCAAAUGCAUUGAUACAGUAUUUGGAAAUAUAUCAAAGAUCAGCUGGGAGGCAAACGAUGAAUGAUGAAAAUAUCCGAUACGAUUUACGGAUAGCACAACUACUUGAAACAGAAUAUGUGAUUACUGCCGAUAACUUCAUCAAAAUGUUAUUGAUCUAUUUGAGAGCACAAAGUGGACUACCAAUAUUAAUCAUGGGCGAAACAGGUUGUGGAAAAACGGCUUUAAUCACAUUUUUAUGCCAAAAGAUUCUAGACGAUGAAUUGGAAGUCUUACGUAUUCAUGCCGGUUUGACAAGUUCGCAAAUCAUCGAUAAAAUGGAACAAUUCAUUGCAAAAGCCACUACAUUUAUCGCUCCGAAACGGUUAUGGAUAUUUUUUGAUGAAUUCAAUACAACAGAAAAUAUCGGUCUAAUUAAAGAGAUCACAUGUGAACGAACACUACUGGGAAAAUCAUUGCCGAACAAUCUGGUCCUAUUAGGUGCAUGUAAUCCAAGUCGUAUGAAAAUGAAACGAGACGGCAAUGCUGUUGCCGAUGGCAAUGAAAUUGGCCUGUCUAUUGAUCGAUAUGAAAUGCAACAACUGACAAACGGUGAUCGACUUUUAUAUACAGUCGUACCCAUUCCGGAAACAAUGAUUGAACACAUAUGGGAUUUCGGCUUUCUGACACCACUUGCCGAACGAAAGUACAUUGAAACAAUUAUCGGACGAUGUGAAGGUGGCUUGGUGGGAGACAAAAAUUGGUAUAACACGAUAGUGACUUUAAUAUGUGAAUCACAGAGCCACAUGCGACGAAUGGAAGAUGUGUCCAGUGUCAGUCUCCGUGAUGUUGUUCGCUAUCGUCAGUUGUACAACUGGUUUCACAAAUCCAUUCGGCAUCGAAGAGUAGCAAUACGAUCUCCAUUGACAGUCGAAGUACGAGCAGCAUUAUUGGCCUUAUUAUUCUGUUAUUAUCUUCGUUUAUAUUCGUCUCGAGACAAACAACAGUAUCGUGAACUAUUAGAAUCUAACUUACCUGAUCAUCUCAAAAAUCUCAAUAUAGAAAAGUUACUAGAAGAUGAAGAAAAUGAUUUUAUUAAACGUAUGAUCUUACCGCGAGGUACAGCAAAAAAUCAUGCAUUAUGUAAUAACAUAUUUACCGUAUUGAUCUGUAUCAUCAAUCAUAUACCGAUUAUCGUAUGUGGAAAGCCCGGCUGUAGUAAAACAUCAGCUGUACAAAUUGUGCUCAAUAAUAUAAAAGGAAAAAAAUCCAAUGACAAAUAUUUUCAAACUCUACCUGAACUACGACCAGUAUCGUAUCAAGGUUCAAAAACGUGCACAUCAGAAAGUAUUGAAAAAGUAUUUGAACGAGCAAAGAAAAUUAAUGAAAUUAAAUCAGAUACAAAUCUGCUAUCGGUGAUUGUAUUUGAUGAAAUUGGUCUAGCAGAGUUAUCACCAUAUAAUCCACUGAAAGUCCUCCAUUCAGAAUUGGAAAUUGAAAAUUGUAAAUAUGGAUUUGUCGGCAUCACCAAUUACCGUCUUGAUGCGUCCAAAAUGAAUCGUCUCCUAUUCUUGGCUUGUCCCGAUCCCGAUGUGGACGAUCUAAGUCUGACUGGUCAGAUCAUACGCAAUAGUCUUACUGACAACACAAUUUAUUUGACUGAUGAAACGAUGUUGAAUUUAGCCAAUGCCUAUUCCGAUUUAUUCAUGAGUUUGAAACGGGAGAAAAGAAAUGAAAAUUAUUUUGGCUUACGUGAUUAUUACUCGCUGAUUAAAGGAAUUGUAAAAGAGUUUGAUGAUGAAAUGACCGAUGAAUUUGCUCAAUCGAAACAAUAUGAAAUUAUUCGAAAACAAAUGAAAAUUAAUUUUGACGGUAUCAUUGAUGGAUCGGUGUACAUGUGGAAAAGUUUCUGUGAAUAUUUGAAUAGAAAUGAAAUGAUAAACCACUAUCAACCGCCCCAUGUGAAACAGUAUAUUGAUCAUAGUUUGUCACAUCGAAAUGGACGGUAUUUGAUGUUGAUAUCGGAAACCGAAAGUCUGUUUGAUUAUAUUGAACGUUAUCUGAACAAACACGAAAAUAAUGUUAGAACACUCAUCGGCAGUCAAAUGUUGAACGAUUUGAAUAAAGAAUCGUACGGAUAUCGUGUAUUGAUGAACAUUAUUCUGUACGCUGAAACCAAUAUCACAUUGAUAUUACGUAAAAUGGAUCAUUUAUAUGGAACAUUGUACGAUCUGUUCAACCAAAAUUUUUCACUAUAUGGUGAAAGAAAAUAUUGCCGAAUUGCACUAGGUGCCACGUAUCAUCCACGAUGUUUGGUCAAUGAUCAGUUCUACUGUGUCAUAUUGGUCAAUGCAAAAGAUGUGGAAAAAGCAGCUGCCCCAUUUCUGAAUCGAUUUGAAAAGCACGUUAUUCACUUUUAUGAUCUGGUAACAUCACAGCAAUUGAAAAUUACCGAUACUUUAUUAAGUUGGAUCAAUAAUUUGUUACAUUUACAAUCAAUACCUAAACAUUUUUUAUUGGCCCAACAUAUGAUUGUGAAUUUCAGUUGCGAUUAUGUGUGUAAUCUAGUCCUGGAUGCAUGUGAAAAGUAUGGUAGCGACAAUGAAAUUGAUGAAAACAUGGUUGCUGAAUAUUGUGUUGAACAUUUUCUUCGUUCAAGUACACAAGACUUUCCGUUGAUACUCGCUUUAAAUAACAAUAUACAUGAAGAUUUGAUUGCAAGAUAUUACCAAAUGAAAUCUAAACAACACUUUCGCCAACUGAUACACGAAACAAUUGUAUCAGUUAAGCAAAUCAUAUAUACAUACACACAAAUAUACGAAAAAAUCAAUUAUCCAACCGACUCUGAUGAUACUAUAGAAGAAAUUAAACUGGCCAAUUUUACAUCUGAAUUAGAAUUAACAAAUAAACUGAAACAGUUUAUUCAAGCCACAAAUGUCAAAUUUUUAUGUGUUCGUGUCGAUUAUCACAAUGAAAGACAGCAUAUUCUCACAUUGAAACAUUGUGUAAUGAAUGUAUUCAAUGAGUUUGUUCAAGGCGGACAACAACAACAGAAGACUGAUUUAUCGUCGAAAAAUAUUUGGAUUUUAUUUCAUCUACAACGAAAUUUAUUGAACAAUGAAAAAAAUGAUGUUCUGUUCAAUGGAUGGUCAGUCGAUAUGAUAGAUGAUUUAAAUGAGAACAGUGAGAAAGUACGAAUUACAGCAAAUAUUCUACAAAAUCCAACAUACCAAGAUGUUAUGAAAGACGCACAGUAUUCUGCAUCGGGCUUUAUGUUUCCCGAACUGCUCGAUCGUUGUUUGUCCAAAUUUCGUUACACUAUCACGAAUACUUCACUACAAAUGAAUAUCAAUACGCGACGUGAUAAUUUGUUGCAGUCAUUGAUUAACGGACAAUUUCAAACGAUCGUAGGUGAAAAAAUAGAAUAUUUGAUCAAAAAUUGCCAACAGCAGUUGUUCUCAUCCGACGACUGGCGAAAAGAUUUGAUCAGCAAUGGUACAAUUGCUGCUACAAGUCGAUCAUUUCAACACGCAUUUCAAUUGACACUGACCUAUUUUUAUGAUACAUAUUUUCUCGUUUUAUUUUCAUAUCUUGAACGAACAGCCAUGAUUGACGCUUACCUGUUCAUUCAAGAACAUGACACUAGUGGUUUAUACAAUCAAAUCUGGUUACAAUGUUUAGAUUUGAUCAUUGAUAAAAUAACAAACUUAACUCGAUUGAACGUGAACGAAUAUAUUGAAAUACCAUUGGUGUUCGGUUUACAAUUUCCUUAUUCACCUGUUGAAUAUAAAAUUCUCACACAAAUAUCAGACGAUCUUCGUGAUGAACGCAUCAAUGUGACAAUGGCAUUGAAACAGUUGGAAAAGAAGAGUGUCUAUUUACAAGAGCAUUUCUAUCCUCAACACAUAAUGACAAAUGAUUAUCUAUUUCAACAGUAUUAUCACGAUCAAAUUCUUUUAUUUCUAGACCAACAUAAAAUACAAUCGUUGAGCGUUAAUUUUGUUCUUCAAUUAUUGCGCAAUUAUCCUACACCCGAAGAUAAAACGCAAUAUUUUCUCGUACAUCGUAUGGAAUUACUUCAGUUGCUGCAAGUAUUUGAAAAUGGUGCUUGCCUACUAAAUAAUGAUGAACAUGCAAUGAUGAAUCUCAUUGAUCAGUCCAAUUUUAUUAUAGAUGAACAGAAUGUACAAGAACAACGACGAAAUCUAUUCACAAUGGUACUUGCCGACAAUAAACAAUAUUAUCAAAUUCUACCAGAAUCAUCGGAAAAAAUCCUUUUUGACUUGUCCGAUGGCGAUCCGUUUAUUGAAAACAGUCUCAAUAAUCUCAUUCAUGUCAUUAAAGGUUUUCAUGUUAUUCAAAACUGUAAUGACAUCUCAAAUCUAUCCACAAUUUAUAAUCGUAUUGUUCAAAGUAUCAAAAGUCUCGAUCGAUAUUUGGUGAACAAUUUGGAAGAGUUGCAACCGCUAAUUAGUCUUCUGCAAGCCAUUGAGUUGUUAAGUAGAAAUCCAUUGGAAACAUUUCGAUCCGUAUUCAAUUAUAUAUCCCAAAAUGUCAAUAUAUUUCAAUCAUGUCAACUGAUUCAUGAAUUUAUUCAAUUUUUACGUAAUAAAAUAUGUCAAGAUAGCGAUAGAGAUGAUCAGUCGAUCAAUCGAAUAAUGACAAAAUUGGAAGCAGAAUUAUUACGAAACUGGAUUAUUGAUCAUCAGACGAAUUAUUGUGAACUAUUGGAUAUGCUGAAUGAUGAUACAAGUCAUUUGUGGAGAUACGGAGCGAAAAUUAUGUCUUACAUUGAUCGAGAAAUUUUACAUUUAUGUGAAUCAGUGACAAAUGAACAUGGAAAAAUUGAAUACACCGAUAUGUUAACCGAAUUGGAACACUACUUACAACAGCAAAAUAACGGCAAUAAACUAAUUAGAAUCUAUACAACUUAUAUUUAUAUGAAUUUAAAAUUAACUGUGAGUAAAAGUACUAUUGAUGAAACACUCACACAUGACUACAAGUAUUUUGAACAAAAUUUUUUACAAUUACAAGAAUUGAUAGCUCGAUCUCCUAAUCGAUAUGUAUUAUUGAUCAGUUUGAUUGCAUGGCUAAAAUUUUAUUUGGAAUUAUAUGCAUAUGCUCUCAAUCAAGACUCAAAAUCGGACAUAAUGAAACAAAUUGAUCAGUUUCUUUGUAAUCAAUCAUCUGCCAUUUUGUUAUGUUCAUCUCUGAAGAUAUUUAUUGUCAAGCAAAUGUUGUAUUUUACUAAAGAUAAGAAUAUCAAUCAUUUACGAACUGCGUUCAAGAAUCGUAAUGUUAAAUGGAUAAACGAAUUUCUUCGACAAGAUGCCACCAGUAAUCAAUUACCGACAAUCGACAUGUAUUUACCAUUUUUUUCUUUAUCCAGUAUCGAUUAUGAUAAUGUCAACAGCAUAUUGAAAUCAAAGUCGGUAGAACGAAUAAAAGAUCUGAUGAUAGAAUGUCAAAAAAAUAAUCGUCUCACCUAUUGUUUUUACAUUUGGUUUAUCCAAUAUUAUUCACAAUUUUAUACCAAUUCGCUAGUAGUGGACAAACAAUUUCUCACAUUCAUCGAAGACGAUCUGAAAACAGAUCUUUGUUUUUACUUUGAACCGAUUGGUUAUCGCUUUAUUCUGGAAUUAUGCAAAAAUUUCGAAAGAAACUCAUAUUUUCAUUUACAUCCAGAAAUAAUCAGUGAACAAGUUCAUUAUCGUCUACUUGCGUUAAAUUUAUUUGUAUUAUUACUGGCAUCACGAUCGUUGUCAUCCACGGAAUCCACGUUCAUGAGUAGUUUAUUGUUUAAUGAAACAAAUAAAAUACCAGUCAGCUAUGUACAGCAUAUUAAUCGACGUUGCCUGUUGGGUUUAUAUAUCGAAGAUCGAGUGGUGAAGCAAAUGUUGUAUGUAAAACAAUCUGUUCAAGAACGCUUAGUUACCGGACAGAUAUACAUGGAAGAUGGACGAUUUAUAUAUCGAUGUUCGAAAAACUGUUUUUAUACUUAUUUUUUUGAUAACUGUGGUGCACCUGUUGCACGUACAAGGUGUCCUUGGUGUAAUGCAGAAAUCGGAGCACAGGCUCCCCAUAUUUUACUUCAACGUUCACCACCGCAAAUACAAAUGUCUAUUCAAGAUGGGUUUCAGUUUAUCGAUGAAUAUAUUCAAAAUUUCAAUAGAACAGAUCGUUACGGUUAUCAUAAUAGUACAACGGCUGAACAUUCCACCGUUAACGAAAAAUAUGAUCAUUUGAAUAAGACAAUGUCCUUUCGAUUACUUCAUAUGUUCACACAUUCAAUGUUAAUUUUAUUAUAUGAAAUGAAAUAUUUGUCUGAAACCGAUCUCAUUGAAUUGACCAAACAUAAAAUUGAUACCACAUCAUCAGUGAAUGUUUAUUUAAAAAAUCACUUUGAGAAAGAUUGUCAAUUGGUAUAUGAAAUUCUAAAUAAUAAAGAUCAUACUGGACAUAUUUGGCUAUACAAACUAUUCAAUCAUACUCUGGAUAUUUUACAAUUGCCUGGAAUAUUAAAUACAAAUAACAAUGUGAUCCAUUUUGAAAAACAAUUUGAAGAAACUGUUUUAUUCUCUCAUAUUGAAUCGGUAAUAACGGAAAUCGAUGAAUAUAAAACGAUCUAUAUUCAAUAUGUACGACAAAGAAAAUCAGAAGAAUUAAAUGAUUUCAUUGAUGAAUUGAUAGAGAACAAUGAAAAAUAUCCAUUGUUACAAUAUUUAAAUGUAACUAAUACCCAAUGUACAAUCGAUGAUUUCAAUUCAAAAUUACAAAUGACUGUACGUGACUCUGAUCUGUAUUAUCCAAUCACAAGUUUCAUUCUUCGACGUUUAAACGAAUGUCAAAAUAUAAAACAUCUGUUUCCGAUUGUCCGUUUUACAAAUUAUUUACUACAAAAAUUUAAUCAUCGUAUAACACGCAAUGAUGCAGCCACGUAUCCCAUUGCAUUUUACUUAAAUAAUACGAAAGAAAAUCCGGAUGAACAUGAUCAACGUCUAUUUCGUCAAUUAUUUGACGAUUUUAAAGAAGCAUGGUUUCAAUUGAAAUUGGAUGAAGUAGCCUAUGGAUGUCAAGUACGACCCUUUCAUUUGGAUCCAAAUACAAAAGAUGGUUUUGAAAAGGAAACAAAAUUAGCCUAUGUAUUAUUGAAUACAACUAAAGAUGAUUCAUCAAUUAUUCUAGCUGGAUGUUUAAUUAAAUUGGCACAAUAUCAAAACGAUAUUGUUGGUCAUUUUAUACAGAAAACAAUAAAUAGUAAUGAUCAAAAUACAAGACAUAUACAACAACAACAAACAAUUCAAAAUGUUAAAAAUGAACAAUUAUUUCAAAUGGAUUCAGACAAUUUUCUUCAACUUCUGUAUGAUGAUGGUUUUGUUAUCGAUUACAAUUACGGGAAAAGCAAAUCAAUUCUAUAUGAUUUUGAUGAAAUAGAAAUUAAACUCAAACAUUUAAUUGAACAUUUAUGUGUAUUUGAUUUGACUAAAUUUACAUUUCUUAAUUAUCAACAUGAACUGUUCAAUGAAGAUUCAACAUUGAUUACCGAUAUUCGAAAUAGAAUACGCCAAGAAUUAUUGACAAAUGAUGAAAAAGCGAAAUUACAUCUACUGUUGACAAAUAUGAAACCGGAUGCUAUUUUACAUUAUAUCGGAUCACUCGAUUACAUAUUUACAUACCUGAGAAAUUUAAUAUCCGACGAUAAUACAAUGACAAUUCAAGUAUUCGUUGAAAAAUGUAUUAAAUACAAUACGAAUAUACUUCGACAACAGCAACUGUUUUCCACAAUACAAAUCAAAUAUAUUAUCAGUUUGUAUGAACUAAUUGAAGAAAUUGUAUUUGAUAAGAUCAUGAAAAAUUAUAUAAAACAGGAACUGGAUGAAAUUUCAUUUACAAAACAAGAAAUUCAAGAAGUAAUUGAACAAUUUUCAAAGGAAACUUAUUUGAAUGAAAAGAUGUCACAAUCAAUGCGUGAUGUAAAUGUUUGGAUCAACGUUUUGAAACGUCUUAUUAUUCGUAUACUGAUACCAGUUGUAGAUUUGUCCAUACCCAUUCAAAUGUAUUUACAACGAAGUGAUCUGUGGAAUGAAAAUGUAAAAGAAAAUGAUCUGGACAAUAUUGAAAUUGGUCUAAAUAUUAUGUUAAAACAUGCGUAUAUAAUAUUUAAAGGUCUCAAUGAAAACGUCAAUAAUGGACAAAAACCAGAAGACGACACAAACGAUAGUGGUAAUAAUGGAGAUGAACAAAAUUUGAAUCAAGUGGCAUGGCAUGAACGACAAUAUGGACGACAAAAUACAACAGCAAAUAAUACAACGACAACAGUCACAAAUCAAACAAAAAAGAAGAAAGCCCGAUAA